AUGCCUCCUAGACGCGAACUGACCCCGCAAAUGCGCUCUCGCCUAUGCGAAUUGAAAUCAAUUGGCCUCUCAUUUAGCCAAAUCCACCAAAGGCAUCCUGAGAUCCCAAUGGGAACGAUUCGCAGCACUAUUCGCCGUGAAAAGGAUCGUGACGAUAACAAAACGGCGCCUCGCUCGGGUCGUCCACGCAAAAUCACUGAAGAGCAGCUCGACCGUCUGCGAGAUCUGGCGGCUUCUACUCCAGGCAUGACAUACAAGGACAUUAUGAAGGAGAUUGGCGCAGAUAUCCAUAAGCGAACUCUUCAACGAACACUCCAAGCCAUACGAAAACAACAACAAAAGGCGCGACAGCUUAAUUAUCGGACCGAAUCGAAGAAACCUGAAAUCUGUAUCCGACCCGUUACGAUACGCUGGGCGGAAACCCCGCAUUGCGACAGCUCUCUCCGAGCAUCGACUACGUUUGAAGGAAGCUGUUAUAGUAAUAUCGCCCCCGUCAUGGCCAAUUGGCGCGACGAAUAUCAUGCUGCGCUGCUGGUUCGUGAUGAGCGAGAACAAGCAAACAACAGCUUUUACGAUGCUUACACACGGCUAGCCGACAGGACAGCAAGUCUUUCUACUGUCAGCAAACAACAUCACCAAACAUCCGAGGAAGGGACACUCUCUGCAUCUCCCGUCCCACAACGAAAAGGGACAGCCACGGCCGUGGAAUCCAGUCCAGAAACUGGCAUAGCUUCACAAACCCAACUCGCAACGGCUCGAGCAGACCUGGCCGCUGCCCAGCGAUCGCGUGCGGAAACCCAGGAUCGGCUGGCUCGCACCAACGCCGAGUUGGAUAAAUUAAAAGCGAAAACGAAGCAAGAUACUCGAAAGAUUGCCUCUUUGGAAGGAGAGCGGACCCAUUUGGCUUUGAGAUUGAAAGAUAGAGAUGAGGAAUUAAGAGGGAAGGCGAAAUUGCUUGAUAACGUUCAAGAUGAACUAGCCUCCUUGAAUCUACAGCUCAAUAUGGCAGAGGAUCGGUCAAGCAAGUUACAGCGCGAAAAUAAGGAAUUGGUUGACCGAUGGAUGGCGCGUAUGGGACAAGAAGCUGAUGCAAUGAACGAAGCGUCAAGAUUUCAAUAG
Messenger RNA from Talaromyces rugulosus, 1119 nucleotides. RefSeq lists its product as uncharacterized. The transcript has 5 exons. Lineage: Eukaryota; Fungi; Ascomycota; Eurotiomycetes; Eurotiales; Trichocomaceae. Bases 1 to 1119 code for a protein of 372 amino acids. The record is from RefSeq and is a predicted model, not a curated record.